Drosophila eugracilis is the source of this 4776-nucleotide messenger RNA. It is a transcript of the gene spir, whose product is annotated as protein spire. The record is from RefSeq and is a predicted model, not a curated record. Gene Ontology annotation, biological process: cleavage furrow formation; actin filament polymerization; actin filament network formation. Lineage: Eukaryota; Metazoa; Arthropoda; Insecta; Diptera; Drosophilidae. Gene Ontology annotation, cellular component: cell cortex; cytoplasmic vesicle membrane. Gene Ontology annotation, molecular function: actin binding. The coding region runs from base 616 to 3699 and encodes 1027 amino acids. The transcript has 17 exons.
GGCUUCCAAGCAGAAGUAAAAUAUAAGUCGCGGCGAGCGGACGUGUUUGAAAAAUAGAAACGGAAAAACAAAAUGAAAAAAGUGCGAUUACCAUAGAAAAACAGAGAUUUCAAAUUAUGAAGAAAAGCAAAUGAAAAAAUAUAAUAAAAUAAAGCACAGUGCGUGAUUGGCAGUUAGUGCAGUGUUGUGAAAUUUCCAACUGAAUUUAACGGUUAUUUGCGAAUGCCGAAUUAAAAAGUGCAAACAAAAACGUGACGCCAGAUUUUCAAUAUUCUCGAGCACGAAAAUCAUGUGUUUUUUGUUAUACCCUUGUGUUUUGUGUUAAAUGUUGUAGCUGACGAAACAGAAAACCAAAUACUAAAAUUGUGUGCGGCAAAAGUGCCUUGCUUUGUGUUAUUAUUAUUAUUAAAUUCAGUUUACAGUUUAACUCACACAAACACAACGCAAACAAAACCUUAAAAAAAAAAAAAAAACGCAAAAAAGUAAAAAUAAACCAAAAGCGUACCGCGAAAUUUGCAGGUUAGCCGAAAGGGGCGAAAAAAUCAAUUAUAUGUUGGCCAGUGCCGGAUUUGCAGUGGAAUCGGGUUGAGUGCCAUCGAUAACCACACACACAUAAUGACGGAGCACCAGGCGGAGGAGCAGGCGUCACCGCCUCCGACCAAGGUCAAGGCAACGCCCACACCCACCCCAAACGCCAAGUUCAAGGACAUUAAGGAGGAGGGGUUUUUGUCCACCUCUCCGGACAGCGCCAAUGGCGAUGCCCAGCAGAAGGUGCCAGCAGAUCAACUGGCCAUAUCCUCGAAUGGCCUGCAUCCGGAGAAACCGGGCGGAGCCCGUUCCCUAAUCCUGCAGGCCUUUCAUCAGUGCUCCUCGCCGGAACAGUGCGUCACGCUACAUAAUAUCUUGGACUCAUUCAAGGCACCAUUGUCCGAGGAUCAGGCUUGGGCCCUGAUCCACCAAUUCGCCGGACUCUACCAUCAAGUUGCAGUUCAGGCGAGCACCUGUGCAGCGGAUUAUGAGGCCUUGUUGCCCACCGGAUUUGAGCUGCACUUUCACCGCGACGGCAGCGUCCAUUUUUCCGGCCAGGAGCAACUGCCACCUAAGGAGCGACUGCAAGAGGAACUAAUUCCCCAGGAGCAGGAAGAUAUCGGGGAUCAGCCGGACCACAGCGCCAGUAGCAGUGGCGACAGUAGCGCCAUCGCAAUUAACAGAGCCUUCGACAACAACCAUCACCAUCAUCAUCACCACCACCAUCAUCAUCAGCACACGCCGCUCGUCGUUUCGCAUAGAAAGAUUAUCAGCGAACUGGCGGAAAUCGUCUAUACCGCAUUGGAUUACAAUUUGCCGGAGGACGAGGAGUGCCAAAUGUCACAGGAGCUGGAGAAUCUAUUUAACUUUAUGACGGCCGAUGAGACAGACGAUGAUUGCAUUGACGAGGGCAUCGACGAGGGCGACAAGCGCUGGGACGACGACUCCGAGGAGGAGCGCAACGAUACCAAAGAACUAGAGCACAUAAUCGAGACCUGCAGAAAUCACAUAAAGACGACCCUGCCUGAGAAUCACUAUAGAGCUGUUUGCAGAGCCCUCGUAACCGAGACCAUAGAACUCCGAGUUUUUCUGCAACAGGUCCUUAACAACGCAGGUGCCGAGAAGCUGAUCAAGGCUUCGGAAUCUUCAGCCACCACGCAACAAGAACUGGCGAAGCUGGGCUUCAACGACUGGGCACGCUUCUGGGUGCAGGUGAUCGACGAACUGCGUCGGGGUGUGCGGCUGAAGAAGAGCAACCACGAACGCACACCCAUUGAGUACGAGCUGACGCCCUACGAAAUACUCAUGGGCGAUAUUAGAGCCAAAAAGUAUCAGUUGCGCAAGGUGAUGGUGAAUGGAGAUAUUCCGCCGCGCGUCAAGAAAGAUGCCCACGCCAUGAUCUUGGAGUUCAUCAGGUCACGGCCGCCGCUGAAGAAGGCCAGCGAUCGCCAAUUGGGGCCACCCCGCAUGUGCGAACCUUCUCCGCGAGAACAGCUGAUGGAGUCCAUCCGGAAGGGCAAGGAGCUCAAGCAGAUCACACCGCCGGAAGUACCGACAUUGAGGAAGAGCAUGCUUCCAAGUGCAAACUCCACGCUGUCACGAUCCAGACAGCGGCUCAUCAAAGUGGAUUUCUCCAAGUUUCAGGACGAUGAUCUCUUCUAUGAUGAGUCCAGCAUUAGUAGCUCCCACUCCACAGCAGCCACCCACCAGCAGCACCACCAGCAUCAUCCUCAUCUGGCCGAGAUGCACCGUUGCUCGCAGCCCAAGAUGCCGCCAUAUCCAUUCGGUGGCUACAUGGUGCCCAGUCAAGCACGACAAGAUUGCCGGGAGACGGCGUCGCUGAUGCGGCCCCGACGCACAAUGGAGCCAGCAAGACAGGCGGCGCCUCCAGAAGAGCCAUCCUUCACGGAGGACGAGUACCACAGGUUCUACGACACGGCCCUGGAAUCCUACGACCUGGCCACUCAAUGCGAGUCGAGGAGGGCUUCCCUGCGGCGCCACACCAUCGUGGGAUGCCAGAGCAACCUGGACGAGACGCACUCCAUGCCGCCCACGCGGCCCGAGUCACGUCAAUCGGACGACGUCAGCAAGGAGACGCCCAAGAAAAGUCCUUCGGAUAUGACCCAUCCCUCAGACGAGGCCAGUUCAACAUCCUCGCUUGGCCCAUGGAACAAGUCCUUCAUGGACAAGCAAACCUGGAUGGAACGGGGGGACGAUCGCCUGUCCGUCACUCUGGCGGAGAUCGUUCACAUCCGUUCCGUCAUGACCAAGGCGGAGCUGGAGGGCCUGCCAAUGGACGUGCGCGUCAAGGAGGAUGUUGAAAAGCGUCGCGUCUGCUUCCUGUGCCUGCGGACCCGUUUUUCGUUCUUCGGUCCUUGGGGCAUCCAGUGCAAGCUGUGCCAGCGCACCGUCUGCGCCAAGUGCUACACCAAGAUGCGCAUUCCCUCGGAGCACUUCCGCAAUGUGCCCCUUGUGCUGAUCUCGCCAUCGCUGCUGUCCAGUCCGGCCAGCUCGAGCACCCCAUCACCCUCCCAUCAUGCCCAGCAGGCGCAUUCGUCAUCGACGGGGAAUAUAAUGGACGACCAGUUUCCCAAGUCGCUGAUCGAGCGUCUCCUGCGCUCCGAGUCAGAGCGAAAGACUCGCAGCACUGUGGGCAGUGCCCCAUCCUCACCCAAGCACCAAAGAUCAAACAUGAGCACGCCGGGCAUUAGCGUGGGUCCCGGAGCAUCCUCAUCCUCGGCGGCCACCACUGGCCACGCUGUGGAGGCGCUACACGACCAGGCAACCAUGUCGGCCUCCUAUUCCGCAGCCAUGCGACCCUCGGGCGUUCAUCAGCAGCAAAAGCAGCACUACAACAACGCCAUGUCAAGAAGCAUGGAGGGACCUCGGAGUCUGCCCGUGCACAGCCCAGCAUAUCGACCGCUUUCCAACAACAGCACACUGGAGAGAAAAUCUCGCUUUUCGAGGGGCUUUAACCUUUUUUCCUCUGGUAGCCAUCUUGCCCAGACACAGGAGCAGAAAGAAAACCUGCGUGGCGAGCAGGUGACCGUGUGCAACGACUGCCAGGGAUUGGUCAACGAGAUCACCAGCUCCGUAAAGCAAAAGCGCAGCUCUGCCCGGAACCGCACCAUUCAGAAUCUCACCCUGGAUCUGACGCCUGUCUGGAAGUAGACCGGAUCGGAUAGGAUCGCAGUGUAGUGCGUUUGAAGACCGUAUGAUGGUCGCCAUGGAGUUCUAACGACUGACUUGGCUCUAUAACGUUAUACUUAUGACUUUGAUUGACUCAUCAUUAACGGACGAGGGGCAACGGACACUAUUUGAUUACUGACCACAUUUCAGAACUAUUUGAAUUUUGAUUUUCAACGUGACUGUUUUAUGGCCUUCGAAACGCACUUGAUUAUUUAGAUAUUUACAUAUAUAUAUAUGGAUUAGAUCGACUGUUGUACACAUUAAAGGAUAGAGCCUCAAGGAGCCUCGUUUGUAAAUCGUGUUAGUCUAGUGAAUAAGCAAAGAAGAAUACCGAGAAUUCCUGGCUGAAGCUUUGUACAUUUUCUGCCGGCUACAGAGAGAUCCGCUUGAGCGCACCCCACCACAUACUAUUUAUAAAGAAGAUAACUUACACAUCGCUAAACAUUAUAUUAUCGCAAUACGAUGCCGUUGUUUGUAACUGUUUAAUUUAUGCGUAAAUGUUGAUUAAGUACACGUAAUCGUAACUCUUGUAUCCGCGUAUAUCAAGUGCACAUAUAUUCGAUCUUAGUUCUAUCCCCAGGCUCUUGCUCUCAAUUUAGCAUGAGCGACUCUACGUAUCAUAAAGAAUAUAUCCAUAUUCGCAAUACGAUUCCCCAGUUCAGAGAAUGAAUUUCGGUUGUUGAAAAUACCAUAGUUAAUCCGAAAAUGUUGUGAAACUUUUGUGCUUGCGCAGAUCUUUGUUUACCUUGUGAAGUUUUCGUUUUGUUCCCCCAUUAUCUACUAUAAUGUCCGUGUAUAACGCAAGAACUACUUGAUAGCCUAAUUUAAUUUUAGUCGGUGUUGCAAUGCAACCCAAACUAUUUAGUUAAUUCAUUUAGUUUUAAUUCUACCCUGAGUGCGUAUAUUUUGUAAGCGAACCUUAACGAAAUCAUUGUAUUACCUACUAGUAACUGCUAUUAUAGUUUUCCAAGCAAUUUUUGAAAAUUUUUGUUUAUUUUCUCCGUAAUUGUAUAUGCAUUUAAUUACUUAUAAUAAUAAAUUUUAUGCUUUUAAGUUAAA